AAACUCCACGAUAACACCUCUGGGUCCCUCGAAACCACGUACGGGACAAUGAAUCACAAGCCAGACUCCUUUCCAUGCCACCUUGAGCACUCUAGUAGUUCAGGUCUUUCGGGGGACACCCUGUAUGUAUGGUCCUGAAUAUGAUCUCUUGUUGCGGAAGCUAAUAGUUCAAGCAGACUUAAUGGAGAAAAACAGUGUGGCAUAAAUGGCGAUGGGGCCGGAAACAACCACGCAAAUAACACCUUUGAAAGCAACAAUCACAACAACAAUCACGACUACAGUUACAAAGUAUCUGGCAAUACUUAUCACUUCAACUUUUCCACACAGCCGCUACCCACAAUACAUGAAAUUUCACGAACCCUCUCCGAAUCACUCAAAAUUAGCCAAGUUGGGUACCAAGCUAAGAGGGGGCGGGGAGGGAUGCCAGCCUUGCAUUACGCUGCUGAUAUAGGAGACGAAACUGAGGUGGAGCGUAUACUCAAGAGCUGGAGUGUUGAAAGCAUAGCAAGCAAACGUAUGCGGAACCUCUGCGAGAAGGAUAAGCCACACGGGAUGACCCCCUUGCAUUAUGCGGCAAAACGUGGAAACGAGACAAUUACUCGAUUGAUACUAUCAUAUCAUGCGGAGAGAGCACGUUCCGAAUUUAAUUCCAGACGUAGGCAAAAGGGAAAGCAGCCACCAAAGAAUGUUCCCGGGGCCACACCUCCGAUCAAACCUGAGGAUGCAGUCAAGUCAUUCCUCGCGAGCAAGAGCAAGGAGCAUGGAAUGGAUGCUCUUCAUUUUGCGGCUGCAGGCGGGCACGAUAACGUAGCAAAGGCCUUGCUUGGAGAAGGAGCCGACAUUAUGGCCAAGUGCAGUUGGGAUGGCAUGAACUCUAUGCACUACGCGGCCCUGUUCGGGCAUGUCAACAUACUUUCUCUACUCAAGUCCUACCUCGACAGCCAAGAAGAUACCACAGAUAAGCCUGAUUCUCGAAAGAGGAAAGAAGAUAAAAAUAAGGACCCGCACAAACCACCCAUAGGCAAAAACCCCCCCUUGCCGCCGCAUGAAGAAGAUGCAGCAAAUAGCAUGCCCGACGCUCAGCAAAUGGACUGGACUAUUGUUCAAUCGAAAAAGGCCCGCAAAAGGCGUCACUUGAAACCUAACCGCGAGGACAAUCCCGAACAGAAAGCUGUCUUGAAAGAUAUGCUAGAAACCAAGAGCAAGAAGUCCGGCAUGACGCCAUUGCAUUUUGCAGCCAGCAGCGGGAGAAAUGCUGCUGUGAGGUUUCUCAUCGAAUGUGGGGCCAGUGUAGAGGCCAAGUGCAACUGGAAUAAGCGGGCACCUAUCCAUUACGCGGCGAAUUACGGGCAUUCUACCACUGCAAAGCUACUAUAUGACCAUAAUGCCGAUAUCAACGUUGUUUGUGGAAGGGAAGGAAUGGCGCCUCUACAUCAUGCCGCCCGAAUGGGGCACGAAGUUGUGGUGAAAUUCCUUUGCGAAAAUGGCGCGGAUUUCUCAUUCGGAUGUCGAUGGUGGAAUAUGACCCCGCUCCAUUAUGCCGCUAAGCACGGGCAUGAGGUAGUAGUGAGGAUGUUAGUACUUUAUCACCAUCCCAGCACGCCAUUCAGAGAUGGCCACGAACGAACGGCUUCCCAGUACGCUGAAUAUAACGGGAACGAGAGCAUGAGGCACUUUCUCAACCACUAUUAUAAGGGGUAGUGGGAAUCCAAGGGCAAACUCGAAACUCCGAGCCGCCUCUCGAGGACCUAUCGCUACUCUGCCGCCGCCACCACCUCCACCAGUGACAUGGCCAGGGUGCUUGGCUUUCAUUUAUCGUGUGUUCAUCCCGAUACCCCCAGGAGUUGUUCGGCCGAAGGAAGGAGGAAGCGGGGGUUACCCGAGUCUCGAAGCAAGUGUAACCAACACGGGCAAAAAUUCACAGACGAUAUACAGAAGCGCAAUGAGCGACCACAGCGACCUACUAUACCAAAUCCCACUGAUUUGGCCAUUGCGCUGCACCCGCUGCCGCCCCAAGACCUCCCUCGAACAAACCUUGCCCAGGCAAUUCUCAACACGUCAACACUCCGGGGUCUCAUUGAAACCCAACACCUGGAACUCCCGCUUCCAGCAGCGAAAUUAUUGGCAGAGCCUUUUAAAAAUCAGACUGGAAGGCACUGAGUAGGCGGUAUACUCAGACGCGAUACUUCCCUCCCCGCCAAGUGAAUAUCCAGCCAAUUCGCCCAGUUACCCGUCAUUUCACUUUUCCUUCUAUCGAUACUCUACAGGCCGAUAUAGAUUACCAUAAACCACUUUUGUCAUGCAUAGCGGAUACCCUUCCUUUUCUUUGACUUUUCCUCUGGAGCGGGGGUACCUGUGAUACAUAGAGUAUAAGUUGGUACAGUACACGGAAGGAGGUAGAAUUAUUAUUUUUUCAUCAUUCUGGCGCACUGCAUAUACGGUCUGAUAGUUUUUUUCCACCACCAUUCCCUAUUGGUAAUUUAUUCUUAACUUGUGGUUCGCUGCACAUCACCUUCCCUCCUUCGAAAAAUAAUAACACCCCCCAGACGCUAUUCAGCGCAACGUUAAAACCUGACUCUUGUCGAAAGCGGGAAACGCU
Molecule: messenger RNA, 2599 nt
Organism: Tuber aestivum (summer truffle)
Lineage: Eukaryota; Fungi; Ascomycota; Pezizomycetes; Pezizales; Tuberaceae
Source: the annotation of a GenBank genome assembly